Messenger RNA from Lingula anatina, 1278 nucleotides. RefSeq lists its product as uncharacterized. Gene Ontology annotation, cellular component: cytoplasm. NCBI's taxonomy places the organism in Eukaryota, Metazoa, Brachiopoda, Lingulata, Lingulida, Lingulidae. Gene Ontology annotation, biological process: glutathione metabolic process. The record is from RefSeq and is a predicted model, not a curated record. Gene Ontology annotation, molecular function: glutathione transferase activity.
AAUCGCCGUUUCCGGAAUUCUCCGAACUUCGAGUUGACCCACAGGUAUAUUUAUAUACAUAACCUCUGACCUAGUUUUACUUCCUCCUUUGUGCCCAUGACCACGGUGCUGGUAAAACGUCAAGUUCCUUAUCGCCAUUUCAGUUAUUUAGUCAGAGACACAUUUUUUGUCAUCCAUAACUUGUCAAGGCAGGGAAUCACUCCAUUCCUCCAGCACAGAGAACGCGACAGGGCAGUUCCAACACAGAGCUAUAUACAUUCUGAAAGCCAGCAUGUCCAGCCAAGCAUCUGAUGACAGACCUCAUCUAUACACAGCCUGGCAUUCCCCCUUUGGGUGGAGAGCAUGGACCUCCCUUCUAGAGAAGGGGGUGGACUUUGUGUACCAUGAGACAGACCCUUAUGACAAGUCCCCCGAGUGGUUCAAGAUCAGCCCCAGGGGACUGGCUCCGGCUAUUCACCACAAGGGGAGAGCUGUGUAUGAAAGCACUGUUUGCAUUGAAUAUAUCGAUGAAGCAUGGCCACACGAACCCCGCCUCAUGCCCUCUGACCCCUACGAUAGGGCUUACGUGCGCAUGUGGGCCGACCACGUGAAUAAGAAAAUCAUUCCCCACAUUUUUGGCAUGAUUGUGAAACAGACACCAGAAGAACAAGAGCAGGCUAAAAAAGACGCCCUAGAUGGGAUUUUGGCCUACACGCAGGCCAUGCGCGAUGGAGGUCCUUAUUUUCUUGGUGCUCAGUUUUCAUUGGCUGAUAUUGUUCUUGGCACUUUUGCAUCCAUUUUCUUCUGCAUGGAACAUUAUCGUGGGUUCAAGGUGCCAGAGACUGAACAGUUUGCUCGCUAUCAUACUUGGAUUAAUGCAGUUAAGAGUAGAGAAAGCUGGCAGAAAGUGCUGCCAUCUAGGGAGAAGGUGCUUGAAGAUUGGAGACCCUAUGCUGAGGGGAAGGCCCAGACAGAGUUGGCUAAAGCUGCUAGACAAGGAAAAACUCCAUAAAAUUUUUAAGAUUCUGACAUUUAAGGAAUCAUUAAAAAAAUAAAACUGAAUUGGAUCAACGUAGACAAGCGACGUACUAGUUAACCAAGUAAAGAAAUCUAAUGUAAUCGGUCAUAUAAUGUUUUUUUUUUACAUAAUAUGGAAUGAUGAUCAUUUUCACAAACACUUUCAUUAAUUUUGUAUUAAAAAUGCUGAGUUAUUUUCAGGUCUUACCAAUUUGUGAAAUUUAUUCCUGUAAGCAAUUUUGAAGUGCUUUAUGUUAGGAUAUGGACAACUUUUAUACUCUA